UAGAUAUGGCAUGAAUUGCCUUAUUCAGUUUGAAGAUUUUGCCAAUGUGAAUGCAUUUCGUCUCCUGAACAAGUAUCGAAACAAGUAUUGCACAUUUAAUGAUGAUAUUCAAGGAACAGCAUCUGUUGCAGUUGCAGGUCUCCUUGCAGCUCUUCGAAUAACCAAGAACAAACUAUCUGAUCAAACAGUACUAUUCCAAGGAGCUGGAGAGGCUGCUUUAGGGAUUGCUCACCUGAUUGUAAUGGCCAUGGAGAAAGAAGGUUUACCAAAGGAGAAAGCUAUCAAAAAGAUAUGGUUGGUUGACUCAAAAGGUUUAAUAGUCAAGGGACGUGCUUCCUUAACACAAGAGAAGAAAGAGUUUGCUCAUGAACAUGAAGAAAUGAAGAACCUAGAAGCCAUUGUUCAAAAGAUAAAACCAACUGCCCUCAUCGGCGUUGCUGCAAUUGGUGGUGCAUUCUCAGAACAAAUUCUCAAAGACAUGGCUGCCUUCAAUGAACGGCCAAUCAUUUUUGCACUGAGUAAUCCAACCAGCAAAGCAGAGUGUUCUGCAGAGCAAUGCUAUAAAAUAUCCAAGGGCCGUGCAGUUUUUGCCAGUGGCAGUCCUUUUGAUCCUGUAACUCUUCCAAAUGGACGAACCUUAUAUCCUGGUCAAGGCAACAAUUCCUAUGUGUUCCCUGGAGUUGCUCUUGGCGUUGUGGCAUGUGGACUGAGGCAUAUCACAGACAAGAUCUUCCUCACUACUGCUGAGGUUAUAUCUCAGCAAGUGUCAGAUGAACACUUGGAAGAGGGCCGACUUUAUCCUCCUUUGAAUACCAUUAGAGAUGUUUCGCUAAAAAUUGCAAUAAAGAUUGUGAAUGAUGCAUACCAAGAAAAGACAGCCACAGUUUAUCCUGAACCACAAAACAAAGAAGCAUUUGUUCGCGCUCAGAUGUAUAGCACUGAUUAUGACCAGAUUUUACCUGAUUGUUAUUCUUGGCCUGAAGAGGUCCAGAAAAUACAGACCAGAGCUGAUGACUAGAAUAAUGGUCAACAUUUUAAACUUCAGUAAUGAGAUCUUAAAUUCUUUCAUAAUUUUUAAUUUGUAAUCUUUUAUGAUGAUUCAUAAUAUGUUUAGUCUAAGGUAAUUUUACUUUAGCAGUCUAAAAUUUCAUGGAAGAAUAUUAAUAUAAAUUAGGAUAAACUUCAUACUAGACAA
Molecule: messenger RNA, 1195 nt
Organism: Castor canadensis (American beaver)
Lineage: Eukaryota; Metazoa; Chordata; Mammalia; Rodentia; Castoridae
Source: RefSeq, a predicted model, not a curated record